Molecule: messenger RNA, 2125 nt
Organism: Amphimedon queenslandica
Lineage: Eukaryota; Metazoa; Porifera; Demospongiae; Haplosclerida; Niphatidae
Product: heat shock 70 kDa protein 12A-like
Exons: 3
Coding region: 20-1990 (656 amino acids)
Source: RefSeq, a predicted model, not a curated record
UAGCUCGUAUAGUGCAGCAAUGGCAUUAGCAGCAUCAGGAGGUUAUUUUGCACUUGGAUUCAGAAGAAUUGAAAUUAUUCAAGUUAGGCUGCGAACAUCCAAUUAUAAACCUCCUUUGAGUAGAGCUGAUAAGAUUUCUCGUGAAGAUGUUGGCUAUCGUCUUACUGAUGGUAAUAUUGCUGCUAUUGACUUUGGUACUACAUCAGUGUCACUGGCUUAUACUACCAAAGGAGAUGAUGAAAUCACCAGUUUUAAGCUUGACACAGAAGACAAAUCUACACGUGUUCCUAAUGUUAUUCUACUGAAGAAAGAAGGAGGAAGGACGGUAUCGGUAGAAGCUUUUGGCAAUGUUGCCAGAUCACGAUUCACUUUAAUGAGAAAAAAUGACCAUCCAAAUUACAUCUAUUUUGAGAGGAUUAAGAUGUUGAUGAAAAGAGAAGAGAGUGUUGAUAGAAAUACAUUAGUUGAGUCAUUCUCUGGUGAGAAGUACUACCUUGUUGAAGUUAUUGCAUUUAUACUGAAGUAUCUGAAGGAUCAACUCAUUGAUCAUUUUAAGCCCACUGUCAAGCCAUUGAAGACAACAGAUUUUGAUUGGGUCAUUACUGUACCUGCUAUAUGGAAUGCACGAGGAAAAAGAAUGAUGAGAGAAGCUGCUUAUUUGGCUGGUUUAAUGACAGAAUUUGAUGGUAUUAGCAGUUUCACUCAUGCAGCUCUUCCUCUUCCAAAAGAAAUUAAUCCUGACAGGCUGUCAUUAGCAUUAGAGCCUGAAGCAGCUGCCCUUUAUAGCCAGGAAACAGUGGGAGACCAGAUUGAAAGUGAUCCAGUCACAGCAAUUAUCGAACGUCCUACAGAUUACAUGGUGAUAGAUGCUGGUGGGGGCACAAUAGAUAUCACUGCUCACAUUGAUGUCGAUGGAGGUAUUGUAGUUGAGAAUAUACCCACUGGCAAUGCAUGGGGUGGCACACAGGUCAAUGAAGCUUUUUCUCAAUUUUUGCAGCGUAUAGUUGGUGAUCCUGGGUUUAAAAAAUUCUUCGAUACAGAGCAAAGGCCUCAGCGUAUGGCUGCAUUAAAUAAUAUGCUAUACAAUGAUUUUGAAAAGCAGAAAGUUCUUUUUGGUCAACAAAAAUCAAUCGAAAUUGCCAUUAAUUUGCCAAAAAUGUUCGUAAAACAUUAUGAAAAAGCACUAGCAAAAGGAGUGAAGAAUGUACCCGGAGUUGACUAUGAUGAAGAUAUGAAUGAUACCCUAUUUGUAGAAAAAAAUGUAGCAGAAUCUCAAUUGUUUGGUCCAGCAAUCAAAGGUAUUAUCGAUUGUACACUAAAAGCUGUUGAAGAGAAUGGAUAUAAAGUUUACACUUUCUAUUUGGUUGGGGGAUUUGGAGGCUGCAAGAUUGUACAUGAGAAAGUCUCUGCUGCUAUAAAAAGGGCUUAUGGUUCCAAAGGUCGUUCUUGUAAUGUGAUAGUGCCUCCUACUCCUCAAUUAGCUGUUGCCACAGGAGCUGCUAUGUGGCGUAGGAAUCCAGAGAAGAUUAAAGCAAGGCGAUCAGAUGCUACAUAUGGGAUAGGAGUGUCUGCACAAUUUGAUGAAGAGAAGCAUGAUGAGCAUUACAAGUUUUAUCAUGAUGAGCAAAAAGAAUACAAGUGCGGUCAUAUUUUUAAAGUGUUCUUAGAAAAAGGGGAACUAGCCAAAUCCAAUGAAGUUAUUACUGCUUCUAUAACGCCUUCACGACAAAGCCAGACUAAUAUGCAUUUUGAGAUAUACUCCACUCCUGAUCUUGGAGUUCAAUACACUAAAGACAAAAAUGGCAAGAGCACGGUUGCAGUGAUUGGCCAACUAGUCAUUGAUAUUCCUAAUCCUGAUAAUUUGCCCAGAGAAAAGCGUCAUGUUGAUGUCACUAUGGAUUUUAGUGGUACAGAGAUUCAAGCUAAAGCAAAGUAUCGUAUCACUGGAGAAGAAGUUAAAACCGUUUGCGACUUUCUUUCUGCUCAAUAAAAAUAUUCUAUGGAAAACACCAUUAGCGUAGUUGUAGCAAAACUGUAUAGGUCUAAUAAAUUGGAAUCUACUAGUAUCAAUAAGUUUGCGGAAUUUUUUGAUUACUAAUUUAAGUAAUUAUUUUAAAAACUUAAA